AUCAUAACUACAUGAAAGACCAUGAAGAUUUUGCCCAUCUCAAUAUUGGUGCUAUCCACUGUUAUUCUUUUACCGACAGUGAACAGCAAAAAUAUUUUAUACUUAGCGUGGCCCGCCUACAGUCACCUGAAUUCAAUGAUUUCUAUUGCAAACGAAUUGGCAAAGUAUGGGCAUAACAACUAUUUUAUAUUAGAUAGAAAUUACACCAAAACUUUCCAAAAUCAGCAAAGCAUAAAUAUUCUACCAAUGGAUGAAAUUCCAGAAAUGGAAUUAAUGCGAUUUGAUGCACAAAAGCAAGAAAAAUCAAAACAAAUAUACGUGAUGCGACAGCUUCUGAACACGUUUCCUAUGAUCUGCGAUAGAUUUUUAAGGAAUGAAAAAUGGAUAGAAUCAUUGCGAGCCGUCAAUGCCAGUUUAGCUGUGAUCAAUGGAAUAUUCAUGACAAACUGUCUUACAAUAAUCCCUUAUCAAUUGUCAAUUCCAUUUGUUCUCACGGCAUCUGAGAUAUAUCCUAGUCUUCAUCGUAUUCCAUGGCUCCCAACUGUUUUCCCAAAUAGUAUGCUCACAUCCUCCGAUAAGAUGACAUAUUCAGAAAAGUUAAUAAGUACUUUGGCUGCUAUUUUAGACUAUACUAUUCCUCCUAUUGGAGCGCCUACACACAGUGUCAAAACAUACGCUAAAGACAAACCCGAUAUUUCAUUCACAGAUUUGCUACAUCAGGCACAGUUUUUUCUUAUUGAAAAAGAUGUACUUCUAGAUUAUCCGCUACCCCAACUUCCAAAUGUAAGAUAUGUUGGUGGCCUGGCUGCAAAACGUUCAAUAUCUUUGAAGGGAGAAUUACUGAAAUUCGUAAAUGCUUCCACGAAUGGAAUAGUUGUGGUGUCAUUUGGCAGUAAUAUCAAUGAUUUCCCUGCUGUUCAGCUAGAAAAGCUACAGAGCGCAUUGAAACAAAUAAAAUAUGAUGUUGUGUGGAGACAGAAGAAAACAUCAUUUUCUCAUAAGAAUAUUUAUAUCAGUGAUUGGGUACCACAAAAUGAUCUGCUUGGCCAUCCUAAAACUAAAUUAUUUGUUACUCAUUGUGGAAAUAGCGGUCAGUUUGAAGCUUUGGUCCAUGGUGUGCCAAUGCUGGGAAUACCUUUAUUUGCAGACCAACAUUAUAACUCUCGCAGAAUGACCGAGAAAGGAUAUGGUUUGUCUCUAGAUAUAGAAAACUUUACUCCAGGGGAAUUAAUAGAGAAAAUAAAAGAACUAAUUGAAAAUAAAACAUAUUCUGAGAAAAUUAAAAGAGCUAGUGAAAUAUUCCACUCCCGACCCGAAUAUCCAGCGAAGAAAUCAGCCCGCCAUAUUGAUCACAUCUUGAAAUACGGUGGAGAAUAUCUAAAAUCUCCAUGUCAAGAGAGUCAAUUGUAUGAAUUUUUCAUGAUCGAUGUAUUGGCUCCUAUAUUUGCAGUAACAUGAUUUUUGAUAUAUUUAAUAUAUCUAAGUGUGAAAAAAUGUUUAUCGUUUUGUUGCAAGAAAAAAACGAAGACUGACUAAAAUAAUUGCUUUGGUGUAAAUUAUAUUUGUUUUAUGUAAAUUAAAGUCAGAAACGUUCAGGGUUUUAAAACUUCAAUAGAAACUAAGAACAUAUUUUUCUGUAGAAAUUAUACUCAUGUUGAAAUGUUUACCUUGUUUACAAUGGUUUUUAUGUGUAGUGUGUGUACUUUAGGGCUUUAAUAUCUGUAUGGCGAGUUAGCUAAUGGCUACACUUCAUUAUUUCCAGUCAUUUUGCUAAAAUCGUACAAAAGUACAUCCUUAACGAUUUUCUAAGCGUUUAGUCCACCUUAUUUUCACAUUUUUGCUCCUACGUCAUCAUCUCGAAAUAAAAAAGUAAAUGAAUCUCCCUUUCCUUUACAACAGAGUGUUACACUAUUGUCUGAAGACAAUAAUUCUUGCAAACAAAUUUAUAUAAUAGAAAACUUGAAUAACAUGUAUCUCAGUAAGAGGGCGGUGCAUUGUGAUAAAGUGAAGCUGGUAUACUACAGUGAGCGGUUUAGCGGGACAUACCUUUAAGAGCAGGUACACACAACUUAUAUACUCUUUUACAUGUUUUUUCUUCAUUUUCUUUGAAUAUUUCCUUUUCCCUUCUGCCUUGUUUUCUAAUUCUUAUCUGUCUUUCUUUUUCCAGCUACCUGCUCCCACAACUCUUUGUUUUAUAGUUUCCUGAGAUUUAUUUUAUUGUUUUUCAUUUAAUUAAUCCUUUCUACAAUAGACACAAGGCCUGAAAUUUUGGGGGAGGGGGCUAGUCAAUUAUAUCAACCCCGGCUCUUAAAUGGUAUUUAUUUCAUCGAUUCCGAAAGGAUGAAAAUCUAAGUCGACAUCGACGAAAUUUGAACUCGAAACGUAAAGACCGACUAAAUGCUGCUAAGCACUUUGUCCGGCGGGCUAACGAUCCCGCCAACUUACCGCCUUUUUACUUAGUUAUAUAAUUUUUAACUUGCUUUUUUCAUAUACCACCGAGGUCGACUUUGCCUUUCAUCCUUUCGGGGUCGAUAAAUUAAGUAUCAGUUGCGUACUGAGGUCGAUCUAAUCGACUGGCCCCUCCCCAAAAAUUUCGGGCCUUGUACCUAGAGUAGAAACUUGCUUCUAUCAUAUAUACUUUUCCUUAUAUUAAUAUAAUGAUAUAAUAAUGAGGAGAACGAUUGAGAAUAUACUGGCUUGUAGACAUGGUAGGAAAGUCCUGUUGCAGCAAAAGUAGUAUGGCGCUCAGUUCUGAUGGAAUUUUUUUUAAUCGUCCAGCAGGGUUUUCAUAUUCUAGCAUCACACCCAUAGAUGUGUCCGUCGCUAGUUUAUAUUUUUAUAUUUCACAAUUAUGCUUUUACAUUUGUUGCUUCCCCCAAAUCGAACAACCAUCAAUCGAGUAAAGUGAACGGCUUAAGGAGCAGGCAAUGUAUUGGAUACCUUUCUAUUUCCCCCUCCCCUCCAGGAACUAAGUGAGUUGUGUUUUUAAAUAA
This is a messenger RNA of Octopus bimaculoides (California two-spot octopus), 2993 nucleotides long. RefSeq names its product UDP-glucuronosyltransferase 2A2. Gene Ontology annotation, molecular function: UDP-glycosyltransferase activity. The record is from RefSeq and is a predicted model, not a curated record. Lineage: Eukaryota; Metazoa; Mollusca; Cephalopoda; Octopoda; Octopodidae.